Halichondria panicea is the source of this 1296-nucleotide messenger RNA. Its product is annotated as OTU domain-containing protein 3-like. The transcript is spliced from 7 exons. The coding region runs from base 1 to 1101 and encodes 366 amino acids. NCBI's taxonomy places the organism in Eukaryota, Metazoa, Porifera, Demospongiae, Suberitida, Halichondriidae. Gene Ontology annotation, biological process: protein deubiquitination. Gene Ontology annotation, molecular function: cysteine-type deubiquitinase activity. The record is from RefSeq and is a predicted model, not a curated record.
AUGCCCAAAGGCAAGCAUCAUCAUGGUGGUGGAGGUGGUUCUAAGAGAAAGGAAAGAGCUGUAAGGGCAGCAUACAGACAAGAAAGGAAGGCUGGAGCUUACCUGUGUCCUGGUGACCCUGACUUUAAGAGCUUCUCCAACCAGCUAGCAGUGCAGGGACUAACUCUGAGGGACGUACCUGGAGAUGGCAACUGCCUAUUCAGAGCUCUGGCCUUGCAACUGGGGGACAGACUGCUUAGUCACACACAGCUACGCAGAGACGUGGUACAAUACAUGAGAGAACAUAGAGACGAUUUUGAACCCUUUAUUGAAGACCAGACUCCUUUUGAACAGUACGUAACUGAGUUGGCUCGGGACUGCGAGUUUGCUGGCAACGAUGCUAUAGUGGCGUUUGCAAGGGCUUACUCCACCAAUGUGGUCAUACAUCAACACAAUGCCCCUCGAUUGGAGGUGUUAUCGCAGCAACACGGGGGGUCUCUAUCGCAGCAAUGCAGGGGGUCUCCUCAUACACUGCACAUAGCCUAUCUCAAUGGGGAGCAUUACUGCUCGGUGGAGACCAUGCUACCCUCAGAGGACCUCCCAGCAGCCACACAGAUACCCCCUGUGAGGGUUGGGGGAGGGCCACGAACCAUGCCCUCCUCUCCCAUCAGGUCUAGGGGUGGACCCAGCUUGGAGGCGAAAACAGUGCUGGAGGCAACAGGUUGUCUGGAUUUGGAGCUUGUGGAGCAGAGCCUUUGUGAGAACAGUUACGACCCUGAGCUAGCUAUAGUGGAAGUUUUGCAGCUGAUGAGCUUCAAGGAAUCAGGUGCUGCUGCUAGCUUUAAUGAGACCCACAAUUCAAUACCACAAAGCCUUGGUGGUGAGAGCAUAAAGAAACAGGUGCAAGCUAAAAAGAAGUCAGAGCCACAGGUACCAUUGUCAGCUGGUCCUAAUGAAAUAACUUGUAACUCAAUUAACGAAAAGUGUGUUGUCAAGAGUGGUCGACGUCUGUCCAACAAAGAUAGGAGAGCUGCGGCCAAAGCUGCUCGUAAACAGACCAAGAGAGAGACUGUCAAGACAGUGGUAUUACAAUCGGACCCAGUUGGCUCUACCGCUAUCUAACCCAGGGAAGGCCCUUGUGAACUAAUAAGCACAUCCGGUGGCCUUGUGACCAGCCCUGGCUGCUCUAAAUGGCUAAGAACUGAACUGUACAGUACCAAUCUUAAUUCCUUUUGCUAUCUGCUAUAUACAUGUGUAACUAUUGUAUGUACAGUAUAAUCAUUUGAGCGUUUCAAUUGUUGAAUUUUUUUGUGAAAA